AUGGCGCCGCCUCGCCGCCGCUCCCUCCCGCUGCCCCUCCUCCUCCUCCUCUUCCCCGUCUCCCUCUCCGUCCUCCUCCUGCUCCGCCGCUCCUCCUACCCGGCGCCUCCGCUCCCCGCCACCGGCCCCGCUCCGGAUCCCCGCCGCUUCUCGCUCCUCAUCAAGCUCCUCGCCUACGACCGCCCCGCCCCGCUCCUCCGCUGCCUCCGCUCCCUGGCCGCCGCCGACUACGACGGCGACCGCGUCGCGCUGCACGUCCUCCUCGACCACCGCCCGCCCAACUCGUCCGCGCCGCUCCUCGCCGCGUCCCACGGGAUCCUCCACGCGCUCGACGCCUUCCGCUGGCCGCACGGGGAGAAGCGCGUCCACUACCGCGCGGCCAACGCGGGGCUCCAGGCGCAGUGGAUCGAGGCGUGGUGGCCCGGCUCCGACGACGAGUUCGCCUUCGUCGUCGAGGACGACCUCCAGGUCUCGCCGCUCUACUACAGGUUCCUCAAGCGGGUCGUCAUGAGGUACUACUACGACAGGGAGAACUACAGCCCCUACGUCUUCGGCGCGUCACUGCAGCGCCCCCGAUUCGUCGCAGGUAAACAUGGAAACAAGAUAGAACUGGACAGUGAAACUAGGCUAUUCUUGUACCAGAUGGUUGGUACAUGGGGACAACUUUUGUUCCCCAAACCAUGGAAAGAAUUUCGAAUGUGGUACGAUGAACAAAAAGCCAAAGGAAUCAAACCUAUUCUCCAAGGCAUGAAAACUACAGGAUGGUACAAAAAGAUGGGUGAGAGAAUAUGGACCCCUUGGUUCAUUAAAUUUGUCCACUCACGUGGAUACUUCAACAUCUACACAAACUUCCUAAAGGAAAGGGCCCUCAGCAUCUCUCAUAGGGAUGCAGGUGUCAACUAUGGAAGAAGUGUUGGACCAGAUUCUACACUGUUAGAUCAGAAUAAUCUCAAUUUCAAUAUAUGGCAAUUGCAACCUCUCAAAGAGCUAAAAUGGUACGAUUUUUGCUUUGCUGAAGUUCUUCCAGGAAGGGCUGUUAGGAAAUUUAGUGAACUUGGUUCUGUUCUCAAGUCUGUGCAACUAGAAAAUAAUGUUUUACUCAUAAGUUUGUAUUCAGUGGAACAGAGGAUUGUGAGAAACCUCAUUUGCCAUCUUGAGAAGGCAGGCACGCGGAAUCACAUUUUCCUUGGUGACAAUGCAGAGUUUCUGGAUGACCUUGCUCAUAGAGGGCAUGCUGUCAUUGAUGCUACUGAGUUGUUGCGCAGCAGCAAAAUGAGUAGUUAUAUGAAUUCUGAUGGUUCUGUUAUGGAAAUUUUGGCUAAAGCUUAUGUGAUACAAUAUUGCUUGGAUCUGGGUUACAGUCUAUGGGUACUAGAUGCAAAUGUGAUUUCACUUGGCAAUAAGUUGGCCGAGCCAUCAGAUCAAUCAGUCGACUUUUUUACUGCAGAGUCAGUGGAUUUGAUGUUUAUAAGAAGCUCACAAGGCUCUAGAAAAGCAUGGAAUGACCGUAUUAUAUCAAGAGUAGCAGAUAGUGUGAUAUCUCCAAAAAGUGAUUCUGUUGCUUCCCUGAAACAUGUGAACUUCGUUCACGUACUUACGGAAGUGUUGCAAAGCAAUGGUGGUGUGAAGCUGGGGAAACUGAAUGAGGAGAUCAUGGUUAUGGAAUUAGGGCCUAACAUGUCGAAUAGAUCACUGUCAGAUGGUCAAAGUAAAAUGCUUUCCUGGCCUCACAGUAUGGCUUCAGAUUUAGUUCAAAGGCAGCUCCAAAAUGUGAAUUUGUGGUUAAUUGACUCAGAUUCAUCUUGUAGUGCUGUUGUUUGUAGCCAAAAGCAGAAGUAGUCUUUGUUAUCUGAUGCAUGUUCUUUUGUUAACAUUUGACCCCAUUAACGGAUCGAUGGUAAUAUCAAGUAUUUAUGAGACUUGGACCUGCCCUGGCACUUAUCCAAGAAAUCUUGGGAGCAACUUAUUUCUUUGUAAUGUUUGUGGCCUUCAAUAGCUUUUGAUGUUGAUUACUGCUGGUCUUUGGAGCCACAUAUAUUCAGUACCUAUGAGGUCUUGAGGUGUUGAUCAUUCUGAUUGUUUGGUGAGGUUGAAUUAUUCAGUUAUCUAUGCUGCUAGUUCCCAUUCAGUGGUAAUGUUCUGGAGAAGAAUGUUUCCUGGUGUGCUCCUUGUUAUAUCAGCAUCUCAACUACAAUCAUGAGUCAUGACAGGCCUCAGACCUUGAAGACUGAACUUGGUAACCAGAGUUUCUGACCACUUGCAAAUGAAAGAGAUGUAGCAAGUGUGUAUCUGAAGGCAAACUGGCUGAUGCGGUUGGUGGUGCAGACGCAAUAUCAGCAAGGUAAAGGAUAUUCAACUGUAAAGUGGCUAGACAAAUUUUACUGGCAGAUACGAUGGACAUGCAUCAUCGAUCGGAAGAGACUUCCCAACCAUACAGCUGAAAAUUCCUAGUAGCGCAAUGUUGUUCCACUUGAAAGAGGUAGGAUUACCUGUCACUGGACUGGAUCCAACUUGGAAUGCAAGCUAAGCAUGUAGGUGUGACAAAGCAGAGCAUGGAUGAUGACAUCCAAAUUGUUCCUUGUGCAUCCUUGCAUAUAAAAACUUUAAAAACUAUAUACCAAUGUAUCAUUACAGGGUGAGAUGGCCACAUGAGUGUGAUGUCUGUUCUGCAUGCUACCUUAUUCCCAUGGAUUUUAUGAAAUUGUAGUCAACAACUCAAUCAUGAUUACUUGCCAAUCCUUUGUCUCUUGGUUUGCUUAUUGGGUAGCCCUGUCUGGUAGCAGCAUCUCCACACACUUGGGCAGAGCGAAGUGGCAAGCACCUACUAUGGCCUAAGGCCCUAGGGACACGCCUAAUUAGGAGCAUCUAUUAUGAUAUUAUUCCUAGCAUGUAUUGUUAAAGACAGCCAUUUUGCUAUCCUAUUUAUGAUCUUAAA
Messenger RNA from Lolium rigidum, 2935 nucleotides. RefSeq lists its product as uncharacterized. The transcript is spliced from 4 exons. Lineage: Eukaryota; Viridiplantae; Streptophyta; Magnoliopsida; Poales; Poaceae. The record is from RefSeq and is a predicted model, not a curated record. Bases 1 to 1839 code for a protein of 612 amino acids.